Messenger RNA from Plasmodium vivax (malaria parasite P. vivax), 4232 nucleotides. RefSeq lists its product as hypothetical. NCBI's taxonomy places the organism in Eukaryota, Apicomplexa, Aconoidasida, Haemosporida, Plasmodiidae. Bases 387 to 4232 code for a protein of 1281 amino acids. Gene Ontology annotation, biological process: N-terminal peptidyl-methionine acetylation. The transcript has 2 exons. Gene Ontology annotation, cellular component: NatC complex. The record is from RefSeq and is a predicted model, not a curated record.
AAAAGCCGCUUUGCUAACCAUUUCGUUCGAAGGGUGAAGUUCACCCCAUAUGCAUAUCCGCAUGUACAUCGAAAUGUGACAGUUGGGGCAGGAUCCAAAAUUGUAAGGGAUGCGUUUCUCCCCAUUCAAGCGAUGUGGUUUGCAUCUUUCCCCGCAAAAAAGAGAGGUGCCCCCUCCCAUAACCCUAUUUUGAGAAACAAAUUUAGGGUUAGGUAUAGCACUCACUGCGAAGAGUGGGAAGCCCUACCCCAGCACUGCACUUGGAUUCUCCUGCGGAUUGUACGCGCCAAAACGCGCAGGCAUAUGUUCAUACAUUUGUAUGUUCUAUGUGCCUCCCUGUCGAAGCGGGCCGUCUCCUCGGAUGCUCAUAGCGCUCUGCUGGCGACAUGGAGGCAGAGAAGGAGUACCUCGAAAUAUGGGAUUUGCUGCGCCGGAAUGUGGAAGAGCUGAACGAUGAAGGCGAAAUCCGCGUGCGCGACUUUUCCUACGGGAAGUACGUCUGCUCGCUCGAAAUGGGAGACAACAAAUUAGACGUGGGGAUCAAGCCGGAAAAGAGAAUUACAAUAAAAGAAUGUGAAGAAAGAAAAUACGUAUCUGAAGAUAUCAGCUUGGAAGACAUGCUUCUAAUUAUGGACACCCUGCUGCUCCAACAAGUGAAGCUCCUCCUGGGGAACCAUCCCUUUUUGACUGUCCUAAGUUGCUACUUCCUCUACCAUUCAAGUGUUAUUAAAUGUAAUGACGACUCGUUCUUCUUUGAAAAAGUCUUUUACAAAUGUAUAAAGUUUCUUUGCACUGAUAGUAUAUACGUCAGUAUUUUUGAGAAUGACAAUCGGGAGUUCGUUCAGCUUAUGAGGAGAGGGGGAGGAGCGCAGGUCGCGGCCCGGGAGGAGAGUGCAAGUUGCGCGGGGGAUAAACACUCCCCCCGGGAAAGAAACCCCACGGAAAGGAAUUCCACGGAAGGAAAUUCCACGGAAAGGAACCCCACCGAAAGGAACCCCACCGAGGGCGCGCCAACCCACGCGCACCGCUCCAUGUGCGAAGGGGACUCCCUCAGAUGUAACACGUUCACCUUCUUCCAGCUGUUCUUAAUCCUUUACGCAUCAACAGCGGAAGUCAUAGACCACGUCGUGACAAAGAAUAGCUCGCUGCACAGGGAUGACUACAAGGGAGGGUUGCUUAAAAUAACGGACUCGCUAAUCUACCACUGCAGGCGCAGGAGGCGCUAUGUGACGAAGAACCUCUUUCUCGUGAAGAGGUGCUUCGCCAAGUUUUUGGCGCGGCACGAGUGGGCGCUCGAGGGGGGGAAGAAGGGCCGAGCCACGAAGGGGAGCGCGCACAGAGAUGGGGCAAAAGAAGGAGGAAAAGAAGGAGGAAAAGGUGGAGGCAAAAAAGAAGUCCAAAAUGAAGUCAAAAAUGAAGUCCAAAGUGAAGACAAAAAAGAAGUCCAAAAUGACGGCAAAAAAGAAGCCCAAAAUGACGGCAAAAAAGAAGCCCAAAAUGAAGUCCAAAACGAAACCCCAAAUGUAGGACCAAGUGAAUGCCACGAGAGAGACAACGGGGAAGACCCCCUAGCAGAUCCACCUGCUGCCCCCCUAGCAGACCCACCUGCUGCCCCCCUAGCAGACCCACCUGCUGCCCCCCUAGCAGACCCACCUGCUGCCCCCCUAGCAGACCCACCUGCUGCCCCCCUGCUGCCCCUCCUUCGAAGAAUCCAGUUUGCCAUGCACCUAAACACGGUGCUAAACCAGGUCGUUUUCCAAACCAGGGAGGCCUCCACAGACUCGAUUAAAGAAAACUGUAAGCAGCUCCUAAAAUGCAUACGCACGAUCAGCAAGGAAGUAGGUUCCAACUGUCACCAGCAAGACAAACAGACCCGAAAGAAAUAUUUUAAUAAAUAUUUUUUAAUGUAUAAAUUGAACAGUGUGUCUAAGCACGUGACCAAGAUGAGUGUGCAGGAGGGCUACUCCUUCUACGAAAAGGUCACCCAGGAUGUAGAAUACAUCGUGGAGCAUUUCCAGCGCAUAAACGCCAAGUCCAGCUUCUUAGACGUUAAGAACGUAGUGCAUUAUGUGAAAUUUUACUCCUCCAGUCGGAAUGUUUUGGUGAAGUGCAUUGCGAGGGGGUACAUCCAACAAGUGAUGAACAACGCAAGGGCGGACUUCCUUCCCUUGGAGAGGGACCUACUACUUAAGGAAGAGAUAAAGGCGAAGCGUUUUCUUCGCAGUUUGCAAGGGGACCCACCCCAUGGCAAGGCGGGACGUCCCGAAAAGGAGGCAACACGGGAAAAACUAUCAAAAGAGGACUCGCCUUUCAAGCGAGAAGACGACCAGGCGGAGCGCAUAACCACGAACGGGGGCCCCCUGGAUGAACUUAUGGACGAACCGAACCAUCACUGGGACGAUUACGAUGAGCACCCAGAUGUAGGUCAUUACUACUCCCUCUUUCUAAACACGUACAGAAAGGAAGAGACGGAUGAUGUGCCCUCCACAAAACGACUAAAUGAGGAAUUCUCCCAAAAUGUGAAGCAAAAUAUAUUUAUCAGUUUCUUCCUCCAUUUAUUUUUCAACGAAUCGUAUGCAAUACUAGAAGAAGUGUCCAAAGAGAAUCCCAAUUUUUUUGUAAAAUCUAUAAUUUUUAAUGAUCUUUGUUACUUUGGUUUUUCCCCCCCUCUGCUAGUGUUACUGUCAAAUUUUUUUUAUUCCCCCGAUACGUUUUUUUAUGCCAUGGAGCAUCUGUACCAUGUGGACAAGGGGUUGACUUAUCCAGAUGAGGAGGAAUAUAAAUCAUUUUUGGGAAUUUUUUUUCCUCCUCGGGCUGUUAAAAAAAUGGAGCGAGAUUUGCGCUUGCAUUUCCCUUAUUUGAUAAAUUACAUGCACAAGGAGAGCUCCCUCGUGGAGUUGUUCACCGAGUUGGAGGAAUUUAUCGACGAGUGUGCAGGGGUGGAGAGCGUUCCGUGGGAAAUGGGCCAUUGGAGGUCCGAUGAGGAGCGUGGAAGUAACGGCGUUUCGGGAUGUAGGGACGCCCACCAGGGGGGGAGCCAACCCAAGGAGGGGCUCGCCAAACAGGGCAAACUCGCAGAACAUGGCAAAUGCACCGAACAUGGCCAACGCACCGACGAACGCACCGCCAGCCCAGCGAGCGUAACCUGCAGGCGCAUGAAACUGACAGUCCUGUGCAAAAUAUUUCACCUGUUCAUGGAGUAUCUCGAGAUAGUCCUAAAGAAAGUCCUAAAUUUCUCCUUUUUGCUGGCCUCAAGGGAGCACUCCAAACUGAGCGGAUUCCACACGGACAUGUGCGUAUUGUAUACCCUCAUGAAAAUCCUGACGUACUACUUCAAAUUGUACAAUAUGAACAACGAAAUGGACAGCGUGGAAAAUUAUUUUAACUGCAUUUUCCACACGGUGUUAAUUGAUUACAGCUGCUUAAGCCUGUAUACCAACAUGCCAUCUGACCAGGAAUAUGCCUUUACCUAUUACGUCAUGUCAUUAUGCUACAAGGAAUUGGCGGGCACACUGCAAAAAGGAUUCAAAUUAAAUUGUGGUGAAAAUAGGAGCAAAUUCAUUUAUUCCUUAGUUUAUUACAUCCUCUAUCUUUACGCAGAUUUUUUGAUGGUCUAUUUUGUUUAUUUUUCCUACACCAAUGUGGACUCGGAAUCCUUGGAGGAGGACUCCUACGACAUGAAGUACAAGGCGUGGAAUUUUUGUUACCCAGAUAUUUCAAAAAUUGACUUUUACAAUUUCCAGAAAAAUAAAGCGGCCCUUAUUAACGCCGUCCUCACGAAGAAUUUAAAAAUCACCCUUUCCCAAAAUGACGAAAUCAACAUUGGCGUGAAAAAAAAAAUUAAAAAUUUAGCCCAAGUGAAAGAGAGCUAUCUCAAUUCGAAGAAACGGAUUGGCAAAUACUCCAACUUGUUGGAUAUUAAAAAUUACUUAAGUUAUAAUUUUCGCUUUUUCGAGAAAACCUCCUCCGAGGUGGACAUUUGUUCCUAUUUAAAGGGGUGUGUAAGCGAAAUUCAGAAACUUAUAAAAGAUGCCUCAAGCUACAAAUACGACAACAUCGGCUUCCUUCGUAUUUUCCUAAAUUCGUACGAACAUAAUUUGAUCAACUCUUACAAGAAAUUCCCCCCCUUUUGCGUUGAAAAUUCUUCCAUCUUUUUGAACCCCGAUUGUGAGGUGGUUAGCGGGCACUCCUAUUUUUUAAGUGUGCAGGAAAGGAAGAAAAAAAAAACAUAA